AUGUUAGGAGUUGGUCUGGCUUGGUUGCUGGGUUGGAGUAGUGAUAUGACUAGUGGUCAAAUGACUGAUGUUGAUGCAGAUAAUAACACUAAGAUAAACUGGGAAGACUAUUGUGUUGAAUCUAAGCGUGGUUGGCGGAUAGCUGAAGUGGCAAUUGCAUAUGAUACUAACCCAGAGUGUUCAGAGAUGAACUUUAAGGAGAGGAAGCUUAUUAAUAGGUAUGAACCAUCGGAUUAUUAUGUAGUUAAAUGGUUGCGAUUGUUAGGAUUUGGGUUGUUAAGUGAUUAUGAUACAAAGUAUAUUGCUACAAUGCUAAACAACUGCCGCCAAAUUCAUAAUCUGGAUGUUAAUAUUUGUCCUAAUGAUCUUGAGAAAGGUUCUCUAUUGUAUGCAAUAGAUAAUGCCAUAAAUGUCUUUGAAAAGGGAUAUGCUAUAAGUCAGCGCUAUAUUGUUGAGCUUGAAAAGCUAACAAAGAGUGUUGCAGGAAAGGGCGCUCUCUCUUCACUUGGAUCAUUAGAUUUGAGUAAGUAUAAAGGCCUUCACAAUGAAGUUAGUGGUCUUAUACAGGCUUAUAUUCCUUCCUAUGUUUUCUACUUUUACACCCUGUCAUUUGAUUUGGAUAAAGAUAGUAACAAAGAAGCGAUUGAAACUUGGAAGACGCUUAUCAAAAACUCAACUGUAUCCAACACAGACCUUUGUGCACAGAAACAGCUCAUACACGUCUUGUACGAGAUGUUACGUCUGCAGUUGAUGCUCUCUAGCUUUUCGAAGCUUUCUAAAUCACCUCUAAGUGCAUAUCCUAAUAUCACAAUCAGCAAUGACGACCAAAAGCACAUAGACGACAUUUUGAAACUAAACAUUGCUGCUAUGAUAAAGAACAUGCCAACAGAUGAAGCUGCCGAGAUGGUGCGAGAAAAACUAUUGUAUAUCGAUGACUUACAAGGGAGGUAUAGAUUGGAUUUUAAGCGACCUGAUUAUAUAAUUCGAUUGGGCCGUCCAUUUGAAAAGGCAUACAACAAUAAUAUGGGUCAAUUUACAGCUGAAUCUAUCAAGCAACUAAUCGAUGAUUUGGAGAAAGUUUCAAAAUGGUUUAAGCUUCUACUAGAUAAGACAAAACAACUACAAGAUCAGUUUAAUGCGCAGUUAACAAAUACCACAACCGCCUCUAGUAUUCAUGAGUGUGUAGAAUAUCUAGCCACUACUACUGAUACCCUUGCUGAUGAUACACCCAAUACUAGUCCUACCACACCGCAUAAUACCAUGUCGUCGUCUGCAUCCUCUCUCAAGUCCAGUUGGAUGCCCAAUUCUCCUAUUCUUCACAUACUUAUAAGCAGUCUGUUCUGGGCCCGUCUCGUCCAUUUACUUGAACUGUCUCACUGA
Nematocida homosporus is the source of this 1380-nucleotide messenger RNA. RefSeq lists its product as uncharacterized. The transcript has a single exon. Bases 1 to 1380 code for a protein of 459 amino acids. Lineage: Eukaryota; Fungi; Microsporidia. The record is from RefSeq and is a predicted model, not a curated record.